Molecule: messenger RNA, 2302 nt
Organism: Drosophila montana
Lineage: Eukaryota; Metazoa; Arthropoda; Insecta; Diptera; Drosophilidae
Gene: TBC1D5
Product: TBC1 domain family member 5
Exons: 7
Coding region: 173-2158 (661 amino acids)
Biological process (GO): activation of GTPase activity
Molecular function (GO): GTPase activator activity
Source: RefSeq, a predicted model, not a curated record
CAUUCGGUCACACUUGCGCCCUUAUCUCACAAAUGUUGCCAAAUUUAAUCUGCUUUGUUUUGUAAACCACUCAUAUUGCUAUAUAGUAUUUUGAAAUUAAAUUGUUUCUUGCGCGAUCGGGCAUGCGGAAUAUGCUCUUAGUUACAAUUUUUGCACAGCCAGCAACAAAGCAAUGACCGUGCGCGGUAUAGAAGCCAUUAAAUUGUACAUGCCGACGUCAAAGGCAGACACAGCAGCAGCCAUAAAAACAAGCAUACGAGAGGAAACGGGUAGGGCCGUAAUAGAACCUGUUGUUAACAAAAGUAACGCCAUGACAUCUGUGGAGCGAUAUAGACAGGAAUGGACACAAUUGCUGGCCGAUUUGGAUGAGAACCCCGAAGGCUUGCGUUUAGCUGCCUUUAAGGGGCAGCUGAAAAUGUCAAAGUUUCGCAGCAUCCAUUGGGCGCUCCUGCUGCGAGUAUUAAACGCAGAUCAUCGCAGCUGGCACAGCCAGCGUGGGCAGCAACGCAGCCGAUAUGAUAAAUUUCGUUUGGACUAUGUACGUAAUCCUCACGAGCUAGUGGGACCCGAAGACGAUGAUCCAUUAUCGCAGUCCACACAGAGCAUCUGGAAUCAAUACUUUAGCGAUCAGGAGCUAUUCGCGGUCAUACGCCAGGAUGUGGUGCGCACUUUUCCGGGUGUCGACUUCUUUCGCAAGCCCCUGAUACAAAAUGCCAUGACGAACAUACUCUUCUACUAUGCACGCGAACAUCCGUAUAUGUGCUAUCGCCAGGGCAUGCAUGAGAUCUUGGCGCCCAUUAUAUUUGUGCUCUACAGCGAUCAUCAGUCGCUGUUGCACUUCAGCGAGAUUGCCAAGACGAACAUAAAUGAGACAUUGUUGAAUGUGCUGGAACCGGCAUUUCUCGAGGCUGACACCUACUCCAUCUUCUCCCGCCUAAUGUCUUCGGUGGAGUCGUACUACCGCGUUACAAGCAUAGUACCCACACCCGACGGCCACAUGGAGAUGCAAACUUUGGACGAGUCCUCGGGCGCUGACACUGAGCCGCAAUCAGAGGUUGAGGUUAUCAGUCAGCUGAAUUUCAUACGUGAUAAAAUACUGGCCAAGCAGGAUCAACAUUUACAUCAUUAUCUGCUCAAAAUGGAAAUACCAUUGCAUAUAUUUGGCAUCCGCUGGCUGCGCCUGCUCUUUGGGCGCGAGUUUAUGCUGCUGGAUCUGCUGCUGCUGUGGGAUGCCAUCUUCGCGGAUAGCGAUCGCUUUGAUCUGCCCAACUACAUACUGGUGGCUAUGCUGGUGCAUAUACGGGAUAAGCUUCUGUUGAGUGACUACACGACUUCGAUGACAUAUCUCAUGCGCUAUCCCAGCCAUGUGGACGUCAACCUGGUGCUGCGACAUGCCUUGCAUAUGCUCAAUCCCAAGCAAUUCGACUACCCAGCGAAUGCGUUCUCUUGUGUUUCCUUUUCAAACAAUUUGCCCGCAGCCGGUGCACCCGCAUCUGAGUCACCGGGGACCAAUCAGCGUGUGCGUACCAGCUCCGAAAGUUCAAAUGUUGCCAGCGGCAGCCACAUUGAUCGCCACAUCACCUAUAUGAAGGCCCGUAAUGCUGAGUUUUCCGCCGCAUUGGCCAAGCUACAAGAUGUCAAUCACGUUGCCAUGGAUGGUUACCUAGCGGACAGUCCCGAGCUGAUGCGCCUGGAGCUAAAGAACGCACAGACUGUCAUCAAAAUAGCGCGCAGCAAGCUGCUUAAUUAUUUAAACACAGUGCGCCAGCACAUGGGUAAGCAGGGCAACGAGGAGCUCAAUCGCACUCUGGAUGGCAUUGAAGAGCUCUGCAGUUUUCUCGAUGUCAAAUUCGUAUUCCCUCUGCAUGCGCGCACCGCCCCAAUUGACGAGGCACUGGAGGCCAAUGAGCGUAAACAAUUGAAUACUACUAGGAGCAACAGCGCCGUCAGCACGCCGGCAAUCAGCCAGAUGCCGCCGCCGCCCACUGCCAGUGGUUAUGAGAUGCCUGAGAAUGCCUUUAUGCACAACUCGACACGACGGCUCCUGGGGGAUCGCCGAGAAAUUGAAUUGUCGACCAUUACCAGCGACGAGAGGCCGGAAACAAUGGUGCUGCAAAAUGGAAUGCCUGCGGCUGAGCCGCAACAGCGGCCGCAAUGAUGCAUUGGCACCGCCGGCUGCCAACGACUGAAUAUGUUAAAACUAAGUGAACAACUUGUGAAUCCUUGAUUAACCUUAAUAAUUCAAUUUUAUUUGUAUGAAUUACAGCAGUCAAUACAGGAAAUAAACGGAUGCAUACUUGAA